Molecule: messenger RNA, 1013 nt
Organism: Pterocles gutturalis (yellow-throated sandgrouse)
Lineage: Eukaryota; Metazoa; Chordata; Aves; Pterocliformes; Pteroclidae
Product: oxysterol-binding protein 1-like
Exons: 8
Cellular component (GO): cytosol; intracellular membrane-bounded organelle; membrane
Molecular function (GO): sterol binding
Source: RefSeq, a predicted model, not a curated record
AUCCGUGCUGCCCUGCAAAAGGAGACCUGAGCGACGAGGACGAUGACAACGAGUUCUUCGAUGCCCCAGAGAUCAUCACGAUGCCGGAGAGCAUGGGCCACAAGCGCACCGGCAGCAACAUCAGUGGCACCAGCAGCGACAUCAGCCUGGAUGAGCAGUACAAGCACCAGGUGGAGGACACCAAGAAGGAGAAGAGAACUCGCAUCCCCUACAAACCCAACUACAGCCUCAACCUCUGGAGCAUCAUGAAGAACUGUUUUUUACCUCUCGUUCCCUUCCAGGUGAACUUCAACGAGCCCCUGUCCAUGCUGCAGCGCCUGACGGAGGAUCUGGAAUACCACGAGCUGCUGGACCGGGCGGCCAAGUGCGAGAGUUCCCUGGAGCAGCUGUGUUACGUGGCCGCCUUCACCGUCUCCUCCUACUCCACCACCGUUUUCCGCACCAGCAAACCUUUCAACCCCCUCCUGGGGGAAACUUUUGAGCUGGAUCGUCUGGAGGAGAAUGGUUACCGCUCCCUCUGCGAGCAGGUGAGCCACCAUCCGCCGGCUGCCGCCCACCACGCCGAGUCCAAGCACGGUUGGACGCUUCGCCAGGAAAUCAAAAUCACCAGCAAAUUUCGGGGAAAAUAUCUUUCCAUCAUGCCUCUGGGUACCAUCCACUGCAUCUUCCACUCUUCCGGCAACCACUACACGUGGAAAAAAGUCACCACCACCGUGCACAACAUCAUCGUGGGCAAGCUCUGGAUAGACCAGUCGGGUGAAAUCGAGAUCGUCAACCACAAGACGGGUGACAAGUGCGUCCUCAAGUUCGUCCCCUACAGCUACUUCUCGCGGGACGUAGCGAGGAAGGUCACCGGGGAGGUGACAGACCCCACGGGGAAGAUGCAUUUUGCCCUGUUGGGCACCUGGGAUGAGAAGAUGGACUGCUACAAGGUGACGAUGGGCGCUGGGGACAACGGGACGGAGGGACGGCAGAGACCCCACGAGGCCGAGGACAGCCGGAUGCUGCUGUGG